Penicillium robsamsonii is the source of this 462-nucleotide messenger RNA. Its product is annotated as EMC6 family protein. The transcript is spliced from 2 exons. Bases 1 to 462 code for a protein of 153 amino acids. Gene Ontology annotation, cellular component: EMC complex; endoplasmic reticulum; membrane. The record is from RefSeq and is a predicted model, not a curated record. Lineage: Eukaryota; Fungi; Ascomycota; Eurotiomycetes; Eurotiales; Aspergillaceae. Gene Ontology annotation, biological process: protein folding in endoplasmic reticulum; autophagosome assembly.
AUGGCACCAACAAAGCAGGAGCUCUCCCUGCUAAUCACCCCUCUCGUGCCCGAGGCCGUCCAACACAACAACCGCGUCCUCUCCUCCCUCCACAGCCUAACCUCAUUCCUCCUCGGCCUCUCCGCCGGAAUCCUAGCCCUCCAAUCAACCUACGGCUUCGCCUUCUACUUCCUCGGCACGAUCCUGGUAUCAGGCCUCUUCCACGCGGCUCUGAUCCACCGCUCCGGCGGCUCAGGUGCCGGCUCUUUCUUCCCUGGUAGUAACACCGGUGAGGUCGAAGGUGUUUUGGAGAUGGAUAAGAAGAGCAAGGCUGUACGCAUGCAGCUUGGUGGGAAGGAUGGUCCGAAGAAGAUUCUUCGUAAGGGCGCUUGGAGGGAUGUUUGGUUCGGUGGUGGUGUUAUGAGUGAGGCGCUUAGUGGGUUUGUGCUUGGGUGGGCUGGUGUUGGGGGUGUUUUGAGGUGA